Messenger RNA from Gavialis gangeticus (Gharial), 3451 nucleotides. It is a transcript of the gene INSIG1, whose product is annotated as insulin induced gene 1. Lineage: Eukaryota; Metazoa; Chordata; Crocodylia; Gavialidae. The record is from RefSeq and is a predicted model, not a curated record. Gene Ontology annotation, cellular component: endoplasmic reticulum; SREBP-SCAP-Insig complex. Bases 1 to 672 code for a protein of 223 amino acids. Gene Ontology annotation, biological process: SREBP-SCAP complex retention in endoplasmic reticulum; cellular response to insulin stimulus; cholesterol biosynthetic process. The transcript is spliced from 5 exons.
AUGCCCAGGCUGGACGGGCGUGCUCGCGGGAGCUGCACGGCGGGGGCGAUGGUGGCGGCGGAGGCGCGGCCGCGCUGGAGCCCGCACCUGGUGCAGCGCAGCCUGGUGCUGUUCGCGGUGGGCGCCUUCAUGGCGCUGGUGCUGAACCUGCUGCAGGUGCAGCGCAACGUGACGCUGUUCCCCGAGGAGGUCAUGGCCACGCUCUUCUCCUCCGCCUGGUGGGUGCCCCCGUGCUGCGGCACCGCCGCAGCUGUUGUUGGCCUGCUGUAUCCCUGCAUUGACAGUCAUCUUGGAGAACCCCACAAAUUCAAGAGAGAAUGGGCCAGCGUAAUGCGAUGUAUAGCAGUUUUUGUUGGCAUUAACCAUGCAAGUGCUAAAUUGGAUUUUGCAAACAACAUCCAGCUGUCACUGACUCUAGCAGCUCUGUCACUGGGCCUCUGGUGGACAUUUGAUCGUUCAAGAAGUGGUCUUGGUCUCGGAAUUACGAUAGCUUUUGUAGCGACUCUGAUCACUCAGUUUCUUGUAUACAAUGGUGUUUAUCAGUAUACAUCCCCAGACUUCCUUUAUAUCCGUUCUUGGCUACCAUGUAUAUUUUUCUCAGGAGGCGUGACUGUAGGAAACAUAGGACGGCAACUCGCUAUGGGUAUUCCUGAGAAACCACACAAUGACUAACUCACUGGAGCAAAAGACAUGGUGCCAGUGUGGAGGAAAGAAAAAGAAGAUGUGUUCCUGUUUCGAACUGCGGAUUAUUUUUUUUCUAAAUAAUCUAUGGGCUCACUGCACAAAUGACUUGUGAAAAAUAUUAAUCUCAUUUUUAGAAUAGCCAAGUGAAAUUAACUGCCUAUCUUGAAAUCUUUCCUUGAUUUACUGUAUAAGCAUUUGCGCCUGGCUGUUCUCUGGAAGAAUGUAAUGCCACGUUUUAUGCAGCAGUUCAGGCUACAUGGCAGUUUUCCAAGUACUAGAUUGCAAUUUAAGUUAUUAAAGCAGCUGCCAUAUUUCAAAGCCUUGAAACUAAAAUUUAAUUACAAGCUCUUGUACCAGUGCCCAAAGGAAGUAGAUUGAUGGUGCUUAACAAAGAUGAAGUAUGGUUUUAAUAGGAAUAGUAUUUAUCCAAAUCUUUUUUAAAAUAGGGUUGUUUAAAAAUAGGGUUACUUAAAAAUAAGUGAUCAAAACAACAAGAUUUAAAAGCUAAGUGCUUUUAGAAGUUUUAUAUGAAGGAAUCAUGACCUUAUUUGUAAUGCUGCAUGAAGAUUUUGAAGUCACUUACAGAAGGGGUCAGUAUUCUGACCCCAGUUCUAUAAAGGUUCUUGGGCAUAUGCCUAGGUUUUUAAGUGAGUAUUGCUUAAAUUUGGGCAUAUACUUUGGUAUUUUAAUAAAUCAGAGCCCUAGAAAUGCCAAGCAUCUUCAGUAGCCCUGAAAUGGGUGGAAACUGCACAUGCUCAUUGUAAUUUAACCUGGCCCUAACUCCCACUAAUAGUCCGACUUAUUUUCAUUUUCUUGAAAGUGAAAUGAGGCCCUGCAAUGGGCAUUAUUGUGCUUCACUUUUAGUCAGACUUUUGACUGAAUUCAGUGGAGUUAGAAGCAGGUCUGGAAUGUAAUAACUUGUUAUAUUACAAGUUAGCCAGAGUUACUAGCUUGACUCGCAGUUAAGUUUCUGACCAGAGAUCACUGCUUUUUUUUGUUUUUGUUUUUUACAACCCUAUGGAGCUUGCAAUCUGUGAUUGCCUUGUAAAAAGAAAAGUGAUUAAGUCACUACAUUAAACAUUUGUUGUUUCUAAAUAUUUAGUUUUGGUGAGCACAAUGUAUUCAUUUAAUAGCUUAGACCACAAUAGACCUAAAUAGCAAGUAUUAGGUCUUAAAAUUAAAGUGCAAUGUACAGUAAAAUCUGAGCCUUGUAUUCUCUUCAAUAUUCAUUGUUUCUUAUGAGUGAUUAAAGAGAAAAGGGUUCCAAGUUCAUUUCAAUGCUGCAUGGAGUCAAAAUGGAGCAAUAAUUUAUUUAACUAGUAAAGGUAGUUUUAUUGUACCUUCUAUCAAACCCACAUUUUUAGAAAUACUCCAGUUUUGUGGUUAUGGUGUGCUUGUAAACUUUUAUGAACUUGCCUUUUGUAUUAUGCAAUUUUUUGUUCAUUUCCAAUUUUAUGUGGUUUCAGAUUUAGUCAGUAGCAUCUCCUUGGAGGUUGUCCUGUCAGACAUUGUGAAUAAAUAGUAGUGUUUUGGGCUUCAUUUCCUUUUUGAAGGAAAUCCUAUAAACACUUCCAGUUCAGACUUCUAAAUCCUGAACUGACUUUUUUGUAAGGGGGUUGCGGGGAACAACUUGAACAGCAAAGUUGCCUUUACCUCACCACCAUGGCUAGCUUAAAAACUGAGCCCAAUUCUGAUCUCACUGGGCACAUCUACAUAUGAUGCCAUGAUGAUGUAGAGCUGAUGGUCACAAACUGAUGCCAUAGUGAUGUGCUCCCUGUUAUGUGUCGCUAUGGCAACAUCAUGCCUAAAAAUAAUGGUGCAUGGCACAGUAUGGGGUGUUACUGCACUGUCUUGGAAGUACUAAAUGAUGGCACAGUAACAUCAUCGCCAUAGCGAAAUGUGUAGACAUGCCCACUGAGUGUAAAUAUGGAAUAACUGCAUUGGUGAGAAGGCCUACUGCAAGUGUUUAGGGCUGGAUCCUAUUCCACCUGUUGGACAUGCAAGAAGAAUUCCAUCCCAUCCUGAAACGUCCCUGAAAAGAAAUGCUGUGUCCCAAGUGUGUAAACACUAUGCAGCCACUGUGUACAAAUAUCUGCUGCUGGUGAUUCUGCGUGGCUCCACUACAGCAGCCCUGUGAUCACAGUGUGAAGUACACCCUGGAAGGGUACUAACUGCUAAGUAGGCUGCCAUAGCUGGUUAAACAUGAGUGCAGGCAGAGUGGAGGGCUGUUGCCACAGAGGGGCUUCCAGUAGGUACCAGAGUUCUGCUUGCAAAACUUUAGUGGUGCAGGCUGUACCUUGGCCUUAAAGCUAAGGUGAAGGUUCAGUAUACAAGUACAUAUGUUUGCAAUUUUUCCUGGGACUUGAUAAGAAUGGAAUCAGGUUGUACUGAGACAACCCAAAUGCCCUUGGAUGCCUAAAAGGUGGAAAAGAGUCUGGCCCAUAUUCUAUCAUUAAGAUCAGUGCGGCUAUUCUGAGAAACUUGCAUGCAUUCGUAAGUUCACAAGAUCAGGAUUGGACCAGUUUGUCUAGUAAAAUGGCUAAUAUUAAGUGGUUACCAGUAUCAAUUCCCACAAAAUGCAAUUAAACAUGACAAUGAAGUGUAAAUAUAUUAGAUUUGAGAAAGUGAAAAGUAUUUUAAAGUUUAUUUUGAAAGACCUGAAGCUAACUCUGUUGUGUUAAAAUAAAAAAAAUCACAUAGCCAAAAAUUAAAAGUCAGAAGUUCAGUUUUGCCAAUACUUGUAAGUAUAUGAACCAAAGUGAUCAGU